This is a messenger RNA of Camellia sinensis, 5643 nucleotides long. The record is from RefSeq and is a predicted model, not a curated record. NCBI's taxonomy places the organism in Eukaryota, Viridiplantae, Streptophyta, Magnoliopsida, Ericales, Theaceae.
CACAAAGAAAGAGACGCUCCUAUGUAUUGUAGAAAGAGAGAGACGUAUGUGCAUGUGAGGCUAAACAGUCCACAAGUCCUAAAGUUGCAGUGUUUCAGAGAGCAGAGGUGCAGGGAGUUAUUUCUGGAAGGAUUGGAUGAACAGAAAACCCAAUCAAAUACCUAAAUACUCUACUACUUAAAAUUAUUUGUAUCUGUAUUACAAAGAAAAAUAAUAAUAAUUUUGAUGGUGAACAUAAUUGAAGAUGGGUUUUGAGCCUUUGGUUUGGUAUUGUCAGCCAGUUGAAGGUGGGAUAUGGGCAACAGUGACAGAUAGUGCUUUUGGUGCUUAUACACCAUGUGGCAUUGACUCUGUUGUGGUUUGUAUAUCUCAUUUGGUUCUUCUGGGCCUGUGCUUCUACCGAAUUUGGCUAAUUAGAAAUGAUCUUAAAGUCCAGAGGUACCAACUCAGAUCAAAAUACUACAAUUAUGUGUUGGGUCUCUUGGCUGGUUAUUGUAUUGCUGAGCCUUUGUUUAGACUGGUUAUGGGCAUUUCAUUGUUUAAUUUGGAAGGACAGACAGGUCUUGCUCCCUUCGAGAUGGUUUCAUUGAUCAUUGUGGCUCUUGCUUGGUGCUCCAUGUUGGUUAUGCUUGGUAUAGAAACUGGAAUCUACAUCAGAGAGUUCCGGUGGUAUGUCCGGUUUGGAGCCGCAUAUGUGUUGGUGGGGGAUGCUGUGAUGCUCAAUCUUAUUCUUUCAGUGACAGAUUUCUACACAGGAUCUGUGCUGUAUAUGUACCUCCUCACACUUUUCAUUCAGGUUCUGUUUGGAGUGUUUCUUUUUGUUUACAUUCCUCAAUUGGAUCCUUAUCCGGGGUACGUCCCAAUACGGAAUGACCCUCUUAUUGAUGCCGAGUAUGAAGCACUUCUUGGAGGAGAGCAUGUUUGUCCAGAGAGGGAUGCCAACCUAUUUUCCAGGAUUUGUUUCGGGUGGAUGACCCCACUCAUGCGGCAAGGCUAUAAAAGACCUAUCACUGAGAAGGAUGUCUGGAGGCUAGACACAUGGGAUGAGACUGAGACAUUGAUUAAAAAGUUCCAUAUUUGUUGGGCUGAAGAAUCUAAAAGGUCUAAACCCUGGCUUUUGCGUGCCUUAAAUAAUAGCCUUGGAGGAAGGUUUUGGUUUGGAGGCCUUUUCAAGAUUGGCAAUGAUCUUUCUCAGUUUGUUGGGCCAGUUUUGUUGAAUCAUCUCUUACAGUCAAUGGAACAAGGUGAUCCAGCAUGGAUUGGCUACAUUUAUGCCUUCUUUAUUUUUGUUGGGGUGUCAGCUGGAGUGCUGUGUGAAGCUCAAUAUUUUCGAAAUGUUAUGCGUGUUGGUUUCAGGCUAAGAUCAACUUUGGUGGCUGCUGUAUUUCGCAAAUCCUUAAGACUAACCCAUGAAGGUCACAAGAAGUUCCCAUCUGGAAAGAUAACAAAUUUGAUGACAACCGAUGCUAAUGCACUUCAGCAAAUAUCACAACAACUUCAUGGUUUAUGGUCAGCUCCAUUUCGUAUCAGUAUUGCUAUGGUUCUUCUUUAUCAGCAAUUGGGUGCUGCAUCACUUCUUGGUUCCCUAAUGUUAGCUCUAAUGUUCCCAUUACAGACAUUUGUCAUAAGCAAAAUGAGAAAACUGUCAAAGGAAGGAUUGCAACGUACUGAUAAGAGAGUUGGGCUGAUGAAUGAAAUCUUGGCUGCCAUGGACACUGUGAAAUGUUAUGCGUGGGAGGAGAGUUUCCAAUCUAAAGUUCACAGCAUCCGGUUUGAUGAACUCUCGUGGUUCCAGAAAGCACAGCUACUGUCAGCGUGUAACAGUUUCAUACUAAACAGCAUUCCAGUGCUUGUGACAGUGACAUCGUUUGGGAUGUUCACUUUUCUUGGAGGAAAUUUGACUCCCUCGAGGGCUUUUACAUCACUUUCUCUGUUUGCAAUGCUACGUUUUCCGUUAAACAUGCUUCCAAAUUUAAUAACACAGGUUGUAAAUGCAAAUGUAUCAUUACAACGAUUGGAGGAACUAUUCUUAGCUGAAGAAAGAAUUUUGUUACCGAAUCCACCUCUUGAGCCAGAACUUCCUGCCAUCUCAAUCAAGAAUGGAUACUUUUCAUGGGAUUCUAAGGCAGAAAACCCCACAUUAGCAAACAUCAAUUUGGACAUCCCAGUUGGUAGUCUAGUUGCAGUUGUUGGUGGUACUGGAGAAGGAAAGACGUCUUUUAUAUCAGCAAUGAUUGGGGAGCUUCCGCCGGUAGCAGAUGCAAGUGUUGUCAUCAGAGGAUCUGUUGCUUAUGUUCCCCAAAUUUCAUGGAUUUUCAAUGCUACUGUACGCGAGAACAUAUUAUUUGGAUCUAACUUUGAACCAGCCAGAUACUGGAAGGCAAUAGAUGUAACUGCAUUGCAGCAUGACCUUGACUUACUUCCUGGUCGCGAUCUUACAGAGAUUGGUGAAAGAGGGGUGAAUAUUAGUGGGGGACAAAAGCAAAGAGUUUCCAUGGCUAGGGCUGUAUAUUCAAAUGCAGAUGUAUACAUAUUUGAUGACCCUUUAAGUGCUCUAGAUGCCCAUGUUGGUCGACAGGUUUUUAACAACUGUAUCAAAGGCGAGUUGCAAGGGAAAACCAGAGUGCUUGUCACAAACCAGCUACAUUUUCUUCCUCAGGUGGACAAAAUUAUACUAGUAUCUGAAGGUAUGGUCAAAGAGGAGGGAACAUUUGAGGAGCUUUCUAGAAGUGGAACAUUGUUCAAAAAGCUCAUGGAGAAUGCAGGGAAAAUGGAAGAACAUGUGGAUGAAAAGGAAUAUGGUGAUGAAAUGGAAGAUGGAAUUAAUCUUGAUUAUAAAUCCUCGAAGCCUGCUGAUAAUGGUGUGCAGAAUGCUUUUCCAAAAAGUGUGAACUCAAAAAAUAAAAGGAAAGAAGGAAAAUCUGUUCUUAUAAAGCAGGAAGAACGAGAGACAGGUGUUGUCAGUUGGAAAGUCUUAAAGAGGUAUGAAGAUGCCUUAGGAGGUUUGUGGGUUGUCAUGAUACUGUUUAUGUGCUACAUUUUAACUGAAGUUCUUCGAGUCUUGAGUAGCACGUGGUUAAGUGUUUGGACAAAACAAAGCGGUGGAAGCAGUUUUGGAAGCAGUUUUGGACCAGGUUUCUUCAUUCUGAUUUACGCACUUUUGUCAUUUAGUCAGGUGAUUGUGACACUGACAAACUCCUUUUGGUUGAUUACAUCAAGCCUUAAGGCAGCUAGAAAAUUACAUGAUACCAUGCUACAGUCUGUACUCAGAGCUCCUAUGUUAUUCUUCCAUACCAAUCCAAUUGGGCGGGUAAUCAACAGAUUUGCAAGGGAUGUGGGUGAUAUAGAUCGCAAUGUUGCCAGUUCUAUGAAUAUGUUUCUCAGCCAAGUUUGGCAGCUUCUGUCAACUUUUGUGCUGAUUGGCAUAGUGAGCACGAUCUCCCUCUGGGCCAUAAUGCCACUUCUGAUUUUGUUUUAUGCAGCCUAUCUAUAUUAUCAGAGCACAAGCCGGGAAGUAAAACGCUUAGAUUCCAUUACCAGAUCUCCAGUUUAUGCACAAUUUGGAGAAGCACUAAAUGGUUUGUCAACGAUUCGUGCCUACAAAGCAUAUGACCGGAUGGCCAACAUUAAUGGAAAAUCUAUGGAUAAGAAUAUCAGAUUCACUCUUGUCAACAUAAGUUCCAACCGCUGGCUUACCAUAAGAUUGGAAACAUUGGGAGGCAUCAUAAUAUGGUUUACCGCAAGCUUUGCUGUCAUGCAGAAUGGAAAAGCAGAAAACCAGGUGGCAUUCGCAUCUACAAUGGGUUUGCUUCUUAGUUAUUCUCUAAACAUCACAAAUCUACUGAGUAAUGUUUUAAGACAAGCAAGUAGGGCUGAAAACAGUCUAAAUGCUGUUGAGCGUGUUGGCACAUAUAUAGAUUUACCUUCUGAGGCUCCAGCCAUCAUCGAGAGCCAUCGUCCACCACCUGGAUGGCCUUCAUUAGGAUCGAUUAAAUUUGAAGAUGUUGUCUUACGUUACAGGCCUGAACUUCCUCCUGUCUUGCAUGGACUGUCCUUCACUAUCUCACCAAGUGAGAAGGUAGGCAUAGUAGGAAGGACUGGUGCCGGGAAAUCUAGCAUGGUCAAUGCUUUAUUUCGGAUUGUAGAACUGGAAAGAGGAAAAAUCUUGAUUGAUGAUUGUGAUGUUGCAAAGUUUGGGUUGACAGAUCUGCGUAAAGUUUUGAGUAUUAUUCCACAAUCACCCGUUCUUUUCUCAGGGACCAUCCGAUUUAAUCUUGAUCCUUUCAGUGAACACAAUGACGCUGACCUCUGGGAGGCUUUAGAGCGUGCUCAUCUAAAGGAUGUCAUCAGAAGGAAUGCUUUUGGUUUGGAUGCUGAGGUUUCAGAGGCUGGGGAGAAUUUCAGUGUUGGACAGAGGCAACUAUUGAGUCUUGGGAGAGCAUUGUUACGCAGAUCAAAAAUUCUUGUUCUUGAUGAAGCCACGGCAGCUGUUGAUGUUAAAACUGACUCACUUAUCCAGAGAACUAUUCGAGAAGAAUUCAGAUCACGCACAAUGCUCAUCAUUGCUCAUCGACUUAAUACCAUUAUAGAUAGUGAUCGAAUUCUGGUGCUUGAUGCUGGUCAGGUUAUGGAAUAUGAUGCCCCAGAGAAACUAUUGUUGAAUGAAGCAAGUGGUUUCUCGAAGAUGAUUCAGAGUACAGGGGCUGCAAAUGCUCAGUAUUUACACAGCUUGGUACUCGGAGGAGGAGAAGGAGAGAAUAAGUCCUCGGGAGAAGAGAUAUUUAAUGGGCAGCAGGGGAGACGGGUAGCCUCUUCCCACUGGGCUGCUGCUACGCAGUUUGCACUUGGUGUUUAUAUGGCUUCCUCACAGAAUAUCCUUCUUCAACCCUCCUUGGAAAUGAUGGAAGAUGAGAACAAUAUCGUCAAGAAAACUAAGGAUGCGGUUGUAACCCUUCAGGAAAUUUUACAAGGGAAACAUGAUGAAGUCAUCGAAAAGGCGCUAGAUCAAUACCAGUUUCCUAGUGAAAGAUGGUGGUCAGCUCUCUACAAAGUCAUUGAAGUGCAGUUUGGUCCAAAACUACGAGGGAGCUCUCUGCCUAUAUUUGAAUCAUUGGGGGUAAAAUGCUUCAAGAUCAAACCACAAUGGAUAAAGUGAAUUUUACCCAAUUUGGAAAGAUAUAUUUUUUCCCUCAUGCCAGUCUUGCUAUAAUGAGCAGAUUGGCUCACAAUGAGGUUCAACGAUUAGAAAACAAUUUUGAAGACGGAUCAUCUGGUUGGGACCAUGUUGAAAUGUAGGGAGCAAAUAUUAAUCUAAUUACAUGGGAACUCUCAAUAAUUAAAAGUAGAGAAUAUUUAUGUAGACAAUCAAUAUCCUGAUAAUAUAACUAUAUAUAUAUACAAUAUUAUGUAAGUAAUAUGGAUAUUUGUGCCUCGUGGCACAACUGCAUCCCAUGUCCAUCUGUCUACAGUCCUGAAGACGACUCUUCUUUCUUCCCCUUGUUGUUAGAGGAGCUUUGUAACAUCAUUUGAGAGAAUAGUCACUCAAACCAGCAUGUUAAGGUUGAUGAUUGGCCCUAGAUAUAGUGUAAGGGUGCUUCUAAAUGCAUCCCAUUUUUAUGGUUGGACAAGGGUAAUUUCAUUGCA